Messenger RNA from Closterium sp. Naga37s-1, 513 nucleotides. The record is from the annotation of a GenBank genome assembly. Lineage: Eukaryota; Viridiplantae; Streptophyta; Zygnematophyceae; Desmidiales; Closteriaceae.
AUGACGGGCGGAAAGGCGAUAGAGGGCGGAAUGACGGGCGGAAAGGCGAUAGAGGGCGGAAUGACGGGCGGAAAGGCGAUAGAGGGCGGAAUGACGGGCGGAAAGGCGAUAGAGGGCGGAAUGACGGGCGGAAAGGCGAUAGAGGGCGGAAUGACGGGCGGAAAAGCGAUAGAGGGCGGAAUGACGGGCGGAAAGGCGAUAGAGGGCGGAAUGACGGGCGGAAAGGCGAUAGAGGGCGGAAUGACGGGCGGAAAGGCGAUAGAGGGCGGAAUGACGGGCGGAAAGGCGAUAGAGGGCGGAAUGGGAGGGGGAGAUGGUGGAAGAGGGCGGAAUGACGGGAACGGAGGUGAGGUGAGAAGGGGGGAGGGUUGUAAGGUCGGGGGGGAAAAGGAGGUGAGGUCAGAGGGGGGAGGGAUGUCAGGACGGGGGGGGGGAGGGAGGUUAUGCUAUAGGGGGAAGGGAGGUGAGUUCAGUGGGGGAAGGGAGGUGAGGUCAGAUGGGGAAGGGAGGUGA